Messenger RNA from Camarhynchus parvulus, 1462 nucleotides. RefSeq names its product acrosin-like. Gene Ontology annotation, molecular function: serine-type endopeptidase activity. The transcript is spliced from 3 exons. The record is from RefSeq and is a predicted model, not a curated record. The coding region runs from base 143 to 1417 and encodes 424 amino acids. Gene Ontology annotation, biological process: acrosome reaction; proteolysis. NCBI's taxonomy places the organism in Eukaryota, Metazoa, Chordata, Aves, Passeriformes, Thraupidae.
UUCCUCUCUGCCUUGAGAAGCAGACAGCUGGUGACUGCUGGGCCACUGUUGGGCAGCAGGCUGGUCACUGCUGGGCUGCCACUGCUCCAGGCUCUGCUCCCUCUCACCCCUCUCUCCACGUGCCUUCAGGAACAUCAGCGCCAUGCGCCUGCUGAUUGGGGCCAUCCAGCUGACGGAGCCAGGCCCUGAGGCCGAGGUGCGCCUGAUUAAGCGGCUGCUGAUUCACAAGGAAUACGGUCCUGCUGACCAGAGCAAUGACAUUGCGCUGCUGGAACUGAACAAGCCUGUCCAGUGCAACUCCCACAUCCAGCUGGUGUGUGUGCCCAACGCCACGGUGAACGUGGCACAGCUGGAUACCUGCUAUGUUGCUGGCUGGGGUGCCACCACUGCAAGAUCUCAAAAAUCAAGUGAUAUCCUGCAGGAGGCCAAGGUCCACCUUAUCAAUGUCCAGAUCUGCAACGGCAGCGAGUGGUACCAGGGGGACGUCCAUAGCCACAACUUGUGUGCUGGCUACCCGGAGGGUGGCAUCGACACCUGCCAGGGUGACAGCGGGGGUCCGCUCAUGUGCAAAGACAAUGACGCUGACUUCUUCUGGGUUGUUGGAGUGACCAGCUGGGGCAGAGGCUGCGCCAGAGCGAAACGGCCUGGAAUAUACACUUCUGUUCAGCACUUCUAUGACUGGAUUGUGCUCCAGAUGGAAAUGCUUCCACAAUCAUGGAAUCCUUAUACAACUGCCUCACCACCCUGGACUCAUCCUACAAAUGCCCCAUGGCCCACUCAGAAGCCAUGGACGAGACCACCUCCCACUCAGAUGCCAUGGACAAGACCACCUUCCACUUACAACCCAUGGCCAACAACACUGCCCCCUCCAAAGCCAUGGCCAACAACGCUGCCUCCUCCAAAGCCAUGGCCAACAGCACACCCUGCUCCGAAUCCAUGGCCUACAGCACCGCCCACUCCAAAGCCAUGGCCAACAACAAUGCCCCCUCCAAAGCCAUGGCCAACAACGCUGCCUGCUCCGAAUCCAUGGCCAACAGCACCACCCCCUCCGAAGCCAUGGCCAACAACAAUGCCCCCUCCAAAGCCAUGGCCAACAACGCUGCCUGCUCCGAAUCCAUGGCCAACAGCACCACCCCCUCCGAAGCCAUGGCCAACAACAAUGCCCCCUCCAAAGCCAUGGCCAACAACGCUGCCUGCUCCGAAUCCAUGGCCAACAGCCCCGCCCCCUCCGAAGCCAUGGCCAACAACAAUGCCCACUCCGAAGCCAUGGCCAACAACAACCUCCACUCCGAAGCCAAGUUCAUUACCCACACCAGUGGAAGAGAUUAAUAACUGCCCAUUUCCACUCAAGAAGCUGAUGGAAUUCUUCACUCAGAUGCAGAAGCUCCUGAAGAACCUACAGGGGAUUCCAGUUUGAGCAGGAGAAUGGACAGGAUCCAGUGCAGGUUUCAUGGGACUGUGA